AUGAGUCCUACGGAAUUACGUCAAUCUCGAACAAUGUAUGAUAAUGAUACGAAUGAUUCAAAAUCAAUGCAAACAACAUUAUCUCAAUAUCAAACACCAACUUAUCUUGCUAAACCUGAAGAAGAUGAUGUUGAUGAUGAUGAUAAUGAUCUUGUUCAACAACGACAAUCAAGAAAUGUUUCUUCUACUGCAAGAGUAACCUUGUUCGAAUGUAAUACUGCUUCUGCUCAUAAUAUGCUUUCGAAAUUUGCUAUUGCAGAAUCUGGUAUGACUUAA
This is a messenger RNA of Rotaria sp. Silwood1, 276 nucleotides long. NCBI's taxonomy places the organism in Eukaryota, Metazoa, Rotifera, Eurotatoria, Philodinida, Philodinidae. The record is from the annotation of a GenBank genome assembly.